AUAUUCGUCUACAUGAAAAGAAGAAAAGAAAAAGAAACUUUACUUUACUGAAGACACCAUUCAUGAAAACAGCUAUGGCGUAAAAUGUAGAAUCCCGUGUUAAAACAAAUCUAUAAAAUCGUCUGAAUCGAACGUGUUUUUGUGUGUUAAAUUAUUAGAAUUUUAAAGUGAAUGAAAUAUUGUGCAGUUGACUAUUUAUUACCAAGCAUUUUGAAUUGAAAUUUGUAAACCGCUUCAGUCGAGAGAAAAAAUUGCGAUGGAGUCAUCUGUGUAACAGAAUUUUUGAUGCGAAUUUCGGAUUUUACAAAAAAUCGAUCAUAAAGCAAUGGCUCAACAAAUGGAAACGACUACCUCCAAUUAUAACACCGACAGUCUAAUUGACGAAGACAAUGCCACUGGGGCAUGUGUUGACAGCGGUUACUCGUCGCUGGGCAGUCUUACACAGAUAUCAUCAAUAAACGGCUCGUCAUUGCGGCCGUCGGCGUCCCACUACCUCCAACCGAUUUACGAAAAUGUGCCAAUCAAUUCGUUCACAACGGUAUCCGAAUUGACGCCGACCAGCCAAAGCAUACGGAGGAUCAAUGAGUUUCACAUCACGUCGCCGAUAUCGUCACUGAAACGGUCGGCUUCGUCGUUGCCAUGCACUCCGAUCAAAGUUGGUACGCCGAAGAAGAUGCGCUUGGACGGUAAAAGUCGAUCGAAGGCGCAUCUCAAUCUGAUUGACAACAUCCAUGUGGAUGAGAAUAGCGAGAAUCGCGACAUUGCAAAUGUUGAAUUUUCCCCGAUCAAGGCGGUGAACGUACUGCAAGAGAGAAAUGGGAAAUUCGAACGGAAGGGCAGUUUUAGCAGUACGCCGAUCUAUGAAGAAUCGUUGUUGAAGUCGAUGUCCGUGUCAAAGACUGAUUUUUUUAACUCUACGAAUCGAAGAAACGAGAACAGUCUGGUCAUACGUAAGACGAAAAGCUUUAGCCCAUCGAAACAGAGAUUGUUGGUACAACGCAACCGUCCCGUUGAAACGGCAAAACCGAUACCGGAAGAUAAAGAAUUGCCGUGUACCCCAGUGCGUAGGUCAAUUAAGCGAAUGCUUUGUCGUCAAGAUGCACUUGAAACAUCACCACAACCAUCGACCUCCAGUUUGUUCGAUUUAAUGUCGAAUGAUUCAUUCACCGAAUCGGACAUUAACCUCGAAUCACCAGUGAUCUUCAAAUCACCAUCACCAUCACCGCCACAGUCAGUGUCGUCUAAUGAGACGCCAAUCAAAAAGAUUCGCCGGAACCUUAGCUUUAACCUACCCCAGCAAAGUCCCAAGAAGGAGCUCGACAAGAUAAUAUUUUCGAAAAUUCCGUGCUCGCCACGCAAACAACGAUUGCCGGCAACCAAACGUUCCUCAACGACAAAGGAUGUAGCCGUUGUUGCCAAGCGACCACAAUACGAUUUAAGUCCAUUGUUACCAAAGCGUGCAUCUUAUGCUCACCUGAAAUAUUUUGAUAUUUUGAGCCACUUGGCCGAGACAACGACAGCCAUUCAAAAGAUUUUCAGUUAUGUCGGACCGAAGGAUAUUUAUCGCAUGUACAAUGUGUGCCAGCAGUGGCGCACGAUCAUUAAAAAUGAUACGUUCGCAAGUGGUCAACGAAACAAGUAUCUGGGCUCGUUGAUGAGGAACAAAGAAAAUUUGCAGAAGAAACCGCUUUUAAAGUCACGUUCGCUGAAUGCCGUUCCCAAAUCGCCGCUGAAACGUGCCAAUACAGUUAAUUUGAGGAAGAAUUCGCUGAGGAAAUUGCCCACACAGUCAUCGUUUGAUGAGGAAACCUUGUUGCUCAUCAAAGAAAAUCAACGCCGUACAAAAUGCAUAAAUUGCGGCUACCCUAGUAUUAUAACCAAGCACCAGAACAACGAGCCAAAUAAAAUCAACGAAAAUCGCAUACCAUUCCAACGCAGCAUUUACUGUGACCAAAAUUUGUUCCGUAGUGAUCCGAUCCGAUCCGCCGUCAACGAAUACGAUGUGGCCGAAUGUACGAACAGGCGGUGUGCAUUCAAAUUUUGCAUGAACUGUAAAUCUGACUAUCAUGGCAGUGAUCCGUGUCGCGAUGCCACAUUCAUCGCACCGGUGGAUUCGGAUGAUGAGGACGAUGCGAAGGUGAAUUACUCGACCGGGUCGAGGAGCAAACGGAAUUUGCGGCGGUUGUGUUCGUUGGAUAGAGGAAGGUACAGUUCGGUGGACAAAGUUAAAUUUAGUUCGUUGGGUUAGAGAAUAUCGGACAAUCGGACUGAUUUUUGUACGGAUGCAUUCGAAACCGAUUCCAGUUUUUUUUUUAAAUAAUGAAUUCCGUUUAUUUUCUGAAAGAAAGUGAUAUACUUAGUAAUGAUGUGCGUGUCGGACAUUGGUCGCGUCGUUUUUCGUAAAAUUAAUAUAUUUUGCUAAUUUGCCACUUUUUCUAAUGAUUUUAUGACAAAAUGAUUGCCAAUAUUUAAUUUAAUUUAUAUAUUUUCGAGUGUCCUGAUUUAUGCGAUAGAGAUA
Messenger RNA from Bradysia coprophila, 2518 nucleotides. It is a transcript of the gene Rca1, whose product is annotated as Regulator of cyclin A1. Gene Ontology annotation, biological process: negative regulation of meiotic nuclear division; regulation of mitotic nuclear division. Gene Ontology annotation, cellular component: nucleus. Lineage: Eukaryota; Metazoa; Arthropoda; Insecta; Diptera; Sciaridae. Gene Ontology annotation, molecular function: protein binding. The record is from RefSeq and is a predicted model, not a curated record.